UACAGUCAGCUGUCCGAAGUAGUUUUCAUCGUUCAGUCCCUGACUCCACGACGAUCGUGAAUUAGGAACGAAAUAAUCCAACAUGACAUCAAUGAUCUCGAUAGUUAUGGUAAUCGUCGCUGCGACGACGUUAUCAUCGACAACUGCCAUCGAAUUACCGAGCACCUUCAGGAUAUGCGACAGAUCCCUGCCGAAAGAAGAAUACAAUCAGUGCAUCGCCACAGCUGCCAGAGAUGCUAUCGUUUCGAUCGCUGGAGGUUUGAAGAGCUUCAAGAUCCUACCGAUCGAACCAUUGGCCGUGGACAGCAUGAAAAUUGGCGAGUCCGAAGGGUCGGUCUCUUUGAGACAGGAAUAUCGAAAUAUAAAAUUGUACGGGCUUACGAAGGACCUCGAAAUCAGAAAUUACAAUAUCGACUGGGACAAAUGUCUGCUGUCGUCGGAUUCGUUUUGUCCGCAAGUGAACUUCGUCGCCGAUUACAAAGUCGAUGGCAAAAUACUGUUGCUGCCCGUCAGAGGAUCUGGCAAAUCGAACAUCACUAUGUACGAUUUGAGAACACACAACGACCUGUACUGCGAGAAAUACGAAAAGAAUGGAGAAACCUAUUUGAAGGUGAAGAAAAAUGUUGUGAAACUCUCCCCUGCUCGAGUGACGAUGCAAUUCGACAACCUUUUCGACGGUGACACACUUUUAGGAGAACAAAUGAACCGUUUCAUCAACGAAAAUUCAGACUUGCUCUUCAAGGAACUUCAAUCGCCCUACGAGGAGACGUUCGGCCUGGUUUUUGCGAAAAUUGCCAAUGAUAUCUUCAGUCGUGUGCCUGUAAAUAAAAUCUUCCCGCCCACGUGAAGUUAUUUUCAUGAAUUAAUGCUUAAUGUAAUGCAUCUUCUACCGUAAAAAAAUUUGGAGGAAAGUUUCGGAGUUGCCAAAAAUUUGUAUAUACCUGCGUGCGUGCGUAUUAUACGCUGAUCUGAAAACAUGGGAACAACGUUUAUUUUAUUUACACUGUUAUUGUAAUUUAAGGUACAUUCUGUUUUAAUAUAAAAAAACAAAAAAAAAAAACGAUUUACUUUCGCAAUUCUAAUGCACGUUUCCCUGUUCCAAAUCUUUUUACAAUUUCGACGAGUCGAUUGAAUUGAACAAGACUAAUCAGAUUCGUGAUUACAGCAUCAUAUUGUCGUUAAUGACAAGUGCUAGAAACUUACGGAUCUCUGCAUACAUUUAAGACUUUCCAAGAGUAUAUGUAAAUAAAAAACAAUAUCACAAAAUUAUAUAUAAAUCU
Messenger RNA from Colletes gigas, 1280 nucleotides. RefSeq names its product protein takeout-like (gene JHBP-1). Bases 83 to 847 code for a protein of 254 amino acids. The transcript has 6 exons. Lineage: Eukaryota; Metazoa; Arthropoda; Insecta; Hymenoptera; Colletidae. The record is from RefSeq and is a predicted model, not a curated record.